CAAUCUGCAAGGAGCACAUGGGCUGUGUGGAUGUGCUUGUCAUCAUGCUUUGGCAAGCCACGUGCACGGAAAAGAGGCUGACUUACAAGAAUCUGCUCUUGAAAGCUCAGUCAGGCCGGCCAGGACCACAGCCAACUUCCACUUUAUUUGGGAUGCUUUCACUUUCAAGACAUCUUGUUUUGAGUCAAGAUUCCUCCUUCUGAACAUGGGACUUUCCAGCAGGACCACAGCUCCUUUUGUGUACUCAUUUGGCCGAGGAUAUCCUGGUUUGUUGAGGGAGUCUUCCGAAGGGGAUGUCGGCCAUGUGGUCCCUCUGGAGUCUUCUUCUCUGCGAAGCACUCCUUCCCGUUGUGGCUGUCAGUGUCCAAGUGCUAAGCAAAGUGGGGGAUUCGGUGCUGCUGGUGGCAGAGUGCCCCCCUGGCUUCCGUGUGCGAGAGGCCAUCUGGCGGUCUCUCUGGCCAUCAGAGGAGCUCCUGGCCACAUUUUUCCGGGGUUCCUUGGAGACUCUGUACCACUCGCGUUUCCUGGGCCGAGUCCAGCUACAUGGCAACCUCAGCCUGGAGCUUGGACCCCUGAAAAGUGGAGACGGUGGCAACUUCUCUGUGCUUGUAGUAGACACAGGGGGUCAAACCUGGACCCAGACCCUCCAUCUCAAGGUGUACGAUGCGGUACCUAAGCCUGUCAUUCAAGUGUUCACUGCUGCAACGGAAGAGGCUCAAGCCCCCCAAACCUGCCAGGUCUUCUUGUCCUGCUGGGCCCCCAACAGCAGUGACAUAACCUAUAGCUGGCGACGGGAGGGGACAAUGGAUGUUGGCGUGGAGCUGCCUGGCCUUUUCUCAAAUAGACAGGUGUUACGUGUCUCGCUGGGACCAGGAGACAAAGAUGUGGCUUAUACCUGCAUUGCCUCCAAUCCUGUCAGCUGGGAUACAGCCACAGUCACUCCCUGGGAGAGCUGCCGUCAUGAAGCAGCCUCCGGGAAGGCCUCCUACAAGGAUGUGCUGCUGGUGGUCCUGCCAGUCUCACUCUUCCUGAUCCUAGCUGGUCUCCUUGGGGCAUGGCACCAUGGCUGCUGCUCAGGGAAAAGGAAGGGUGCUGGCGCUGACAGAGUUCCAGAGACAGAGAACCCCCUCGUGUAAGGUGUGCCACGAGAGACAGCAUAGACUGAUGCUUGGAUCAUGACGAGACAGAAAUCCUGCCCAGUGACACGAUGCUCCACACCUGGAAACCGCCGGGAUCCUUGUAACGUCCACAAGUCUCCUGUCCACUGCUCGCGAACAGCCAAGGAAGCCACCAUCACCCUGGUUCCAACCUCCUCUCUCCUCCCUCCUCCCUCUGUUUUGCACAUGCUGGAUCUCCUCUGGGCAAGGUGGACUAAGAGGUCAAUUCCUUAAGAGCCCUGGAUGUUCUCUAGGAUCCCCAGAGACAUUGUUUAUCCAAAGCAUUCAUUCUUGAGCACUAUAGAGAAGGAAUCGUCUAACUAUCAAGAGACUGCCUCCGGGUCAGGUCCUGGGCCCUAAGAGAUAACAGAUGUUUGAAAUACCCGGGAACUGAGCUAACCACUGCCAACUCCAACCCAGUCCCUAAAGACUGAGAUCCUUGUGUGCAAGAUGUUAUGAUAAGAAAAGUUGCAGAACAAGGAAAGGUAGAGGGCAGGGCUUUUUCUUUCUGGCCUGAAGGACUUCCAGAUCAUCUGAGUUCAAGGCCCCUCAAAGGUAAAUUGAGGUUAUUAAGAUAAUGAAGGAUGGCUGACAUGCCAUCUUGGGAUGGAAGCCAUUUUUUUUUGAGGCAGGGUUUCUCUGUGUAGCAGCCCUAGAUGUCCUAGAACUAACUCUGUAGAUUAGGCUAGCCUUUAACUCAUAGAAAUCGGUCUGCCUCUGCUACCUGAGUGCAGGGCAUUAAAGGUGUGCACUACCACCACUGCCCAACUGAAAGCCAUUUUUCGGGUAGCACCCUAUUAAUAGACAUCUUCAUCACCAUUAACUCUCAUGCCUCCUGCAUGAUCUAGGGUGGUGUUUGAGGGUCUCUCUAUACAGUCUAUGCAGUUGCCGGAAAGGAAAAACAAAACAAAACAAAACACAGUUUGACCCAGCCAAAAGGAAAGCCUUGCACAAUGGCAAGAGAAGCAGCUAAGUUCAGGGUAAGGCUAUCUUCCUGAAACAGGGAGAAUAAAAAGCCAUGAAAGGCUACACUGUAGGGGUGGGGGGACUGGAGGGAAGGGUACUGUGACAUUUCAGAAUCUGCCACAUUCAUUUUCACUUACAAGUGUAGAAGAUCCUCCUAAAUUCAAGGGGAAAGCCAGGUCCCUACCGCUCAACCGUAGGCUUGUCAAGGUUGCUUUGACCACUCAACUGUAGGAUCGUCAAGGUCACUUUGACAUCCCCCAUAGAGGAUAUUGUUAUGGCCAUCUUUGGAAAAUGCAUUCUGCCAUUGAAUGAUUCUUUUUUGAAAAA
This is a messenger RNA of Mesocricetus auratus (golden hamster), 2450 nucleotides long. It is a transcript of the gene Slamf8, whose product is annotated as SLAM family member 8. Bases 294 to 1136 code for a protein of 280 amino acids. Gene Ontology annotation, molecular function: signaling receptor activity. NCBI's taxonomy places the organism in Eukaryota, Metazoa, Chordata, Mammalia, Rodentia, Cricetidae. The record is from RefSeq and is a predicted model, not a curated record. Gene Ontology annotation, biological process: regulation of B cell differentiation; leukocyte chemotaxis involved in inflammatory response. The transcript is spliced from 5 exons.